Molecule: messenger RNA, 3835 nt
Organism: Orbicella faveolata
Lineage: Eukaryota; Metazoa; Cnidaria; Anthozoa; Scleractinia; Merulinidae
Product: peroxidasin homolog
Source: RefSeq, a predicted model, not a curated record
AUGAUUAAAACUUCUGGAAAGAAAAAUCAACCCGAGAUCACUGUUCAUCCUCGAAGUGUUGCAAAAACAGAAGGAGAUAACGUAACGUUAUCUUGUAAUGCUACUGCAAAUCCAGUACCAACAAUAUCAUGGUUCAGAGAUGGAUCUCCUGUCAAUACAACUAUUAAUUCCAGGAUCAGUUUUUCAGAAGACAAAAGGCAGUUGGCAAUAACGCAUGUGAACAGGACAGACAGCGGAGAAUACCGAUGUGUGGCGAGCAACGAACUUGGAAAUGAUACCUCCAAUGUUGCUACACUGGAUAAGGAUUAUUGUCGUUUCCUUUCAGGCAGUGCACCAUCAUUUACCGAAGAGCCUCGUGACAAAUCUCCAGUGGAAGGUAACAAUAUUACUCUGGAAUGGAGGUACAACUUUGGAUGUGAAACAUUUCGUGGGCUUAUCUUUGGAUAUAGUGACAUACACCUCAUAAGACUGGAUCGCACCUUCCAAGGAUGGCUGUUUACAGCUCCUGCAUACAGAGGUCGUUUAUUAGUGAAUGUAAUAGAAACAUAUAUAUCGAUCACGUUCCUCAGAGUGAAUAGGGCAGACAGUGCAACUUACUGGUUGAUCAUAUACAGCAGCAACAGAGAAUCUUCUAACAGUGCAAUGGAGAUUUCAGUAGAGUAUCCACCUGAGAUUACUGUUCAUCCAGACACUGAAACAAAAUCAGAAGGGGAAAACGUGUUUUUUUCUUGUGACGCUGAUGGAAAUCCAGUACCAAUAAUGUCAUGGACCAGAAAUGGAUCUCCCAUAGAGACAAUUAAUAAUUCCAGGAUCAAUUUUUCGGCAGACAACAAGCAGUUGACAAUAACGAAUGUGAGAAGGACAGACAGCGGAGAAUAUGGAUGUGUGGCGAGUAAUAUUCUUGGAAAUACUACCUCCAAAGCUGCUUCACUGGAUGUAAAAUGUAAGACCGUUGCUGUUGUUGUUGUUGUUUGAAACUUUUUUAAUUAAUACGUUCUCUGUUUCGAAGCUUUUAUGUGCCUUUAAAAGGUGGCUCAAAAAAGUUUUAUGGCGCGCGCAGCCUGGGUUCUAAUAGCGCGCGUGAGUUACAAAAGCCCACGAAAGCCCACGAAGCAAUGUAAACAAUAUGGCGUCUGUGGUGUAUCUUCGCCUCCUUCUUGAGUGCCAUCAUGACUGACAAUAAUUGAUGUUGUGUGCUAAUAAUUCAGUGUCAUCGUUACGUUUCGUUGGGUGCUCAAAUGUCUGGCGUGAAAAUUACUUCCAUUACUUUCACGUACUCAUGGGGUGAUAAAGAAAGCAGAACACGAUUUUACUUUUAUUGCGCACCAAUUUUUCGCACCGUCGCGCAUCACGUCUAAACUUUACUUUGACUUUUUUAAACACAUCGCUUGCGUGAUUUUUUUCAUAAACAACGAUUCACGCUUAAGGUGGCUCGGAAUAAUUUUAUGGCGCGCGCAGCCUAAGGUUCUAAUAGCGUGCGCGUGAGUUAUAAAAACCCAUGAAGCAAUGUAAACAAUAUGGCAUCUGUGGUGUAUUUUCGCCGCCUUUUCGAGUGUUGCUUUAAAGCUUACGUUUUUUUUUUUUUUAAUAAUUUGCAUCCAUUCAUCAGAAAUUCCCCUUCCUUGGUUACGUCUUCCUCUCUUCGGCAUUAUGUAUGCUUCACUUCCAAUCGCAGCGACCGAGAAAAAUCUCAAAACAACGAUCGUAGCUUUCCUCGUAGAGUCGUACAUGGAUUUACGUGCCUGCCAGAAGUUGUUUAUUCAUUUGCUCCAGGCAGCUUUCAUACAGAAUAUGUUGGAGAGGAAACAUCCAGUGAAAGUAAAAAAGAGGUACACGGAAAAAGCCCUAAACAUCCCAUGAAGAUCGAUAGUUAAAGUUCGUGACACGUUUGAUGGGGACAAGGGAAGAGGGGCAUAGCACUAGCGCAGAACGCUAAGCGUUUCGGUGAGAAAAGCUUGAGACUUAUUUGUUUUGUUUACUUUUCAAUUUUCAACCGCACUGUCAAGACCGGCCAUGCGAGGUUUGAAAUUGAAUGAAACCAUAACAAGUGAUCGUUUAUUCAAAUAAAAUGAAGAUGUGAGCACUACAGAUGUAAUGAUGAUUGUAUUAUCAAUACACGCGGCCAAAUGACAAACUGCCCUCUGUAAAACGCGCCAUUUUGCGGGCCAAACGGAAAAUGCGCGGUGGUGGCAAUGUAUUUGCCACCCUGAUUCUGAGUGGCUGCAGAGAUGUCAAACAGCUUCGCUCGGCCAAUGAUAUUUCGUAAUACCAUUUCAAUGCUAGAGUUGGCGCGAAUUUUUGUGGAUGACUUUGCACUUGUUCCCUUUGUAGUUCUGUAGUGAACGUUUGACGUUUGGAGAUUUUGAAGUCCCAGACUUUCAGCUUUUUUCUAGUCAAAACUCGGACUUAGACAACGAGCAACUGGAUGAAACUGAGCAAAAAGCUCAAGCGAAAAACACCAAGAAAACAACUGAGCGGGGAGUAAAAAAGUUCGAGAAAUGUUGUGAGAAAAGAAAAAUUACAGUGGAUCUCUAAACAGUACGGUCCAACGUACUUGAGUGAAAUUCAACGGACUUGAGUGAAAUUCUGCGAAAGUUCUUCGCUAAAGGGAAAAUAGAGAAAGGGAAAACAGAGAGAGGCCAAGCAUUAUUCCAGGUACAUUGACUGGAAUUAGAGCUGCCAAUCGUCGCCAUCUAACCUGUGCUCCACUCAGCCGAAACAUAAACAUUUUGCAAGACAGCGUAUUCAUGUCUGCCAACAAAAUGUUUGAAGCGAAGGCGAAGCUAUUUACGAAAGAAAACGAUGCGAAACCAGAAUACAAAUCAUCUAUUCAGUCAGGAGACCGGUAGAAAUUGAAUUGAUACCUCAUGGAAGGACAGAACGCGGACGGCGUUUGGAAACAUGCGGAGUUAGUUGAGUUUCUUUAGUUUUCGUUUUGUUUUCAUGUUGCUCGCUGCGGCAGAGAGGGAUGGCUUACAUGGCAGUCAUUUGAUUUUUGCUAAUUAUUGAUGCUUAUCUUUUUAAAACUAGAAUUAUAUUUGACUUUUACUGUAAACAAAAAAGGAAUUUUAUUUGGCUCUUGUUUACCUGAUCGUAUUAAAGCAACAACUUUCCAUAUCAUAGUUUCAUGCUACAUCUCUGUGAAACAUUUUUUCUUAUUAAUUUAAAUGACUUUGUAUGAUUUGGCCUUGUGUAUUGAUAAUAAUGAUAAUCAAAUGACUUUUGUCGGGCAUAUAGUUUAUUUGUGUCCCUCGUAGCAUCAUUUGCGCCCGAGCGGAGCGAGGGCGCAAAUGAUGCUACUCGGCCCACAAAUAAACUAUAUCCCCUCCAAAAAUAAUGUGAUUGUCCUAUUUAAGGAACUGUAAAUUAAACGUGAAAAACAAAUAUUUCUGGUCUUGAAAGUCCACGAAACAACAACAUUAGACGAGAUAACAUUUCUUGCAUUAGAUCGAUAUUGAAGCACGUUUAUGCAAACUUUUCCCACCUGAUUUUUUACCUAUUGUCUCCUAGUAUCAAAAACUACAAAUAUUUCGAACUAACAACCGCAAGGUGACAUUGUGUUAUUCCCUUACUUUGCUGAUUGUUCCGCGCGCGUGGACUCGAUUGAGCGCGUGAAAAACCUCCCGCAUGCGUAAACGCGGAUCUAUUCGACUCGGAAUUUUCCCUCAUUUUCCAAAUUCGCACGUCUACAUUUCCGCUUCUGGUCAGUUAAAUUUUUGUGAUAGGCUGCGGAUAUAUAUACCGAUUUUUAAAAAAUUCGAUAUGAAGGGAAAAAAAUAGGAAACCAAUAGUCGAAAAGUGUUUUUUUCUUUCAUCUGUUUUGAAGAUCAAUCCU